AUGUCCUUAUCCACAACGGUAAAGGUUCGAGCAAAGCCAGCGGGGUCCUCGCCUAUGAGCGCGCCCACUAGCUUCAUGACUGGGCCAUUUGCUGGUUGGACAGUGCGCGUGGAAUUGAAAGAACUACAAAAGGCGGAUAUGGGUCGCAAGUAUGGACAGAAAGAUCGCAGGCCUCUCGACCCGCCCCCUGUUCUCCAACUACGGUUCUACCGCGUGUUCAACAAUGGGACCGCACAUCAGUGGGAGCAUGAAAUCGAUGCCUACACGCCAUCGUCGAGCACGCGUACCGUGGCAAUGUUCUCAGGCUCUGAUGACUCCUCCGUCUCGCACGCGAAAGCCCAGGUAGCGGUUUCCGAUGACGAUCAGAACGUUGAAGGGGCGUCAACUUACACGACAUUGCUUGUGGGGACGCGGGCUGUGUCAGCAUCAUGCGUUUACCAUGAAGGCAAGAAAAUAUUAGCGUUCGUCUUUUCGGAUCUAGCCGUUAGAGCGGAGGGUUCAUUCUUCUUGCGCUACAGGGUCUUCGACAUCAUGUCAGCGGUCACUGGUGGCACGCAACACCCCGCGCUCGCAGAGACUUUCGGUGGUACAUUCCAGGUAUACUCCACCAAAAACUUCCCCGGGCUGCAAGCCUCCACGGAUCUCACAAAGCCCGCUGUGUACGGUGGCUUGGAUGGGGUACAUCUCCGCGCUCUCGGCUUCCUGAUCAAUACGCACGAUGGGGUCGGCACUGAUUCAAAUCCACGAUUAAGGCAGCCAUCUGUUGUGCUGAAGCUUGCACGCUUCAGUGACAUGGUCCCUGCAUUUGGCUCAGUAUGGAUUGCCAGUAUGUGCAGUAAAUCUGUCACAGCAUUCAAAUAUUCGGAGGCACUGCGAGAACUUCUGAUUAGACCGGGUGAAGAAGGCAGGCCUCUCGGAAUCCAUCACUGGGCUCUACCAGGCAGGCGGAAGAUGUCUGCGAAUCAGGCACGUGUAGUACCUUAUGCAAUCGCGCAAUUGACUCGCGGCGAGACUCAAUACAUCACAUUGCGAGAUACCGGGGCGUGUGCGCUCCCCUUUGAGAAGGCGGGGAACUUGAUGUAUCAUUCUCAUCAGGCCCGCUCGUAUAACAUCGUCCGGAUGCAGUUCACAUCCACUGUGCCGGUAUCCGAGCGGCGCGUACCCUAG
Postia placenta MAD-698-R-SB12 is the source of this 1167-nucleotide messenger RNA. RefSeq lists its product as hypothetical. NCBI's taxonomy places the organism in Eukaryota, Fungi, Basidiomycota, Agaricomycetes, Polyporales, Adustoporiaceae. The transcript has 8 exons. The record is from RefSeq and is a predicted model, not a curated record. Bases 1 to 1167 code for a protein of 388 amino acids.